CAGAGAUGGCGGCUUUGCUGUCCGAGCGGCUCUUCUUGCUGGACCUGAUCGUAGACUGGGUGCGUCUUGAAGCCGGGCUGCCGCCGCCGCCCGUGGUCGCGGCGGCGGCGGCGGCGGCGCAGGAGGAGGAGUCGCCGCCGCGCGGCCUGUGCCCCGCCGUGGCCUUCCGCCUGCUGGACUUCCCCACGCUGCUGGUUUACCCUCCCGGCGGCCCCGCUGCCCCCGCCCCGGAACUUCGGCCCGGCCUGGUCAACUUCGGUCGCGGCAAGUCCUGUCUCUUCCGCCUGCAGCCCGCCAGCCUGCACCGCCUGCUCCUUCGGAGCCCGCUUUACACCUUGCUGCUGCAGCUGCCCCCCGGGCGCCCGACUCCUGCCCCGCAGCUCCUGGGGGCCUGCAGCAUCUCUUUGGCCGCCGCGGCCCACAGGGUCCUGGGGCCCGCCGCCUUCGGCUGCUCCCAGGGUCAUCGGGGAAGUUUCCCUCUGCAAAACCAAGAGGGGGAGCGGAUUGGGCACAUUACCCUGGGCUACCGCCUGACUGACCUGGGAAGCAGCUUGCUGGGCCAUCUGGAGAGGCCAGUGGCUUCCACAGGAGGUGGAGUGGAGGGUGUGGAGGUCAGUCCCCCAACCUUGCAGGAAAGGCAGCAGCUGCGGCAGCCAGACUCAGAGCCAAGCCCAAGAGAUGCUGAUAAGCCUCUGGUGGAUGUAAAAGUCUCAACGGCAGGGAAGGAUUUGAAGGAGGGAGUCUUCCACAGCAGGGCCAACUCUGAUUACACGGCUUCCGUGGAGAAUGGCAAAACCAACUCCGUUAUUUGUUCAAAGGGUAGCAGUGAGAGGAAUGUUAGCCCCCCACAUCGGGAAGUCACAGAGUUAGACAUUGAAACCAACAUAAUUUGCCCUCCUCCUAUGUAUUACAUUCAUGUGACCCAAGAAAAGACACCUCCUAAACAGGGUGAAAUCACUAUUGAGCCUCAAAUGAAUGCACCUGAGGAAUCGGAUGGUACUUUUCUGGAAGAAAAACUUGUAAAUCCCCCAACACAGACUAAUCCUCCAGAACAUACAAAUUUUGCAACACAUGAGAGGCCUCCAGUGCUUACACACCCUGCACAUAUUCAGGAUGUAGGAGCAAGUAACCAAACUACCUACCAUCCUCAAACUGAACAAAAUAGGAUCAAUACCGUAAGGCAGCUGCCUUUGUUAAGUGCUUUGUUGGUUGAGUUGUCCUUGUUAUACAACCAACCCAUGGCAAGCCCUACUCAUAUACAUCCUCAUUUAGCCUGGUUAUAUAGAACUGAGGACGAGAAGUCACCAGAACCUUCUGCCAACUCCACAUGUAAAUCUGAAUCUAAGGAUAAGCUUUCUCUGGGGGAAAAGGAAAAGUCAGUGAGUCUUCAGUAUAAAAAGAACCAAACUGAAAAUCUUAAGAAAGGUAAAUAUUUUGAAAAGAAAGGUGGUGUCCCCCCCAAAAGAGUUCCGAGGGGGAAGCUACUUUAUGGCUUAACAAACACACUUAAGCUACGUUUAAAGCAAACCAAUCCUGAUAUGUUGGUAGUACACGAAAAGAGAGAAGAGUACAGAAAAUCGCAAGCACAAAUGUUAGGUGCAAAACUCAGAAUUCCAUCAUCCAAAGUUAAGUUACUAAGUUUUGCAGAACAACAUCAGAAGCCACAUCAGCUACCUAAAGAUGAGUUUUUAGACUCAGAUGCAUCUUUUGCUGAAAAUAGCAAUACCUAGUUAGUGUGGUUUUUUGAUGACCCCAGCACAACUAAAGAAACUAAACUGAAAUGUGCAACUGAAAAGACACUUGAUGAUUUACUGGAAGAAAUGGUGAGUCCUGCAAAUUCCAUUGUCUCAGAAAGGUUUAUUCAUACAAAUAUUUUGGGUGGAAGAGUGGCAGUGAAAGUCCAAAGUCCAGGUGAUUUCCAACGGGUCACAGUAGUUGACAGAAUUGUAGUAGAUAAAGAAAUAGACGAUAAACAUGUCAAAAUCACUUCUAACGACAUUCUUACUGCUGAUAUGAAUGAAAAUAAUCCAAGUACAAGUAGUUGCUCUGAAAGCAUCUCAGAACUAAAGUAUUCAGGUGACUUCACCAGUCCUUGCUGUUCUGAAGACACCAGCAGAAGUUUACAAGCUCGUGAUAGCAGUCGGACAGAAAAUCCAAAACAUAGUCAACAGACAAGUAAGUCCGGUGAAACAAGGUUGUCCAUAAGGAAAAAUAGCAGUGAAAAGAGUUCUAUUCUUAGCCCACCUUUUUCAGCUGGAUCCCCAGUACUCUCAUAUAAAAGAUUUCAUAUUUCAAAGGCUCAAGAUAAAAGUUUGGAGGAAGCGUCUAAUAUCUCUACCAGUGAUUUCUCUUCAUCACACUGGACUGAGGAAAAAGAAAACCAGAGAGACCAAAAUAGUAUGCAUAAUUCUAAAGUUCUAAAGAGGAAUCAAGACAUCCCUACUAAACUUAAAACAAGAACAGGUUGCAAGUCCUCAGAAAAAAGCCAGUCACCUCGGACAUCUCAAGUGAGUUCUCAUCUGCCUUCUAAUUUGUCAGAACUAGAACUUAAUGUCCUGGAUAGCAGUACAUUAGAUCCCUUUGAAGAAGUCAGUGAUGACCUUGGUUCACUAAACAUUUCCAAGCAAUGCAGAGUUAUUUGCAAAUUAGUAAUAAAUAAACUUCCAGGAUAUAAGGUGUAAAAAUAUGUGCUUUUACAUAACAUUUAAUUUAUUUUAUAACCUGUGUGUAAGUGAAACAAUUUUUAAUAGCUGUACAUUAUUUUAAGUACAUAAAUUUAUGUAUAUAAUUUUUCAGAAUAUAAGUGU
Orcinus orca (killer whale) is the source of this 2807-nucleotide messenger RNA. RefSeq names its product microtubule associated protein 10 (gene MAP10). The record is from RefSeq and is a predicted model, not a curated record. Gene Ontology annotation, biological process: positive regulation of cytokinesis; cytoplasmic microtubule organization; mitotic spindle midzone assembly. Gene Ontology annotation, molecular function: microtubule binding. NCBI's taxonomy places the organism in Eukaryota, Metazoa, Chordata, Mammalia, Artiodactyla, Delphinidae. Gene Ontology annotation, cellular component: mitotic spindle midzone; centrosome; mitotic spindle pole.